Molecule: messenger RNA, 558 nt
Organism: Danaus chrysippus (African queen)
Lineage: Eukaryota; Metazoa; Arthropoda; Insecta; Lepidoptera; Nymphalidae
Source: the annotation of a GenBank genome assembly
AUGAAUGUUUUAACUCAAAAAUGUAUGGAAAUCGGUAAGCUGUGCAGUUCUGUGGAAGAAAUUGAAUUUAAUAAUAAUAACCGAGAACAGUGGGCCCGAAAAUCUAAUGUUGAGGUUUAUGGAAUUCCAGAAAGAAAAAAUGAGAACCUGAUCUCGUUGUUGCAAACAGUUUUUGAUAAAACACACUUACAAUUUAAUAUAAACACGGAUAUUGACUUCAUCACCAGAGUCGCUUCUAAAAAGAACGAUGUGAAGAAAUCUAAACCGAUUAUCGUGCGUUUUAUAUGUAGAUGGAAAAAGGAUGAAUUUUUGUCUGCGGUUAGGAAACUAAAACUGAAAUGUUGUGAUAUAGGCUUCAAUGGUAACAAUAAUUCAAUAUUUUUUAAUGACCACCUCACUAGUCUAAAUAAAGCCUUAUUGCAAUCUGUUAAGAAAGCGGCAAAAGAUAAAGGUUAUGAGUUCGUGUGGGUCAAAAACUACAGCAUUAUGGCCCGGCGUUCUAACACGAGUCCGGUUUUGCAUUUCGUGAAGUCUAUUGAUUUAAAAAAAAUUGUAUAA